This is a messenger RNA of Pleurotus ostreatus (oyster mushroom), 909 nucleotides long. RefSeq lists its product as uncharacterized. The transcript is spliced from 7 exons. The record is from RefSeq and is a predicted model, not a curated record. NCBI's taxonomy places the organism in Eukaryota, Fungi, Basidiomycota, Agaricomycetes, Agaricales, Pleurotaceae. Bases 1 to 909 code for a protein of 302 amino acids. Gene Ontology annotation, molecular function: FMN binding.
AUGGAAUAUGGUCUGAAUCAGCAAUGGUUUUCGCAGAGGCGGUCACUCCCUCGCGUGCGCAUCGCGGAGUCCCAUUCGUCGUGGAUUAGAAAGCGAAAUUUCGUCACGGUUCCUUUCGAUCAUGCGGCUCUUGGCGACGGCGACGGGAGGUCUUGCUCGGAGUCGGUGUAUACACCGACCAUUUACCUACCGCCUCCAGGGACCAAUGGCGAAGGCACGAACCAGCUUCGUAAUUUCCGAGAUGAAAGGUACAAAUCUUGGGACUUCGCGGCAGAUGUACCUCCAAAAAAUGGGUACAAAGUAUUGACAUCAGCCAUUAUACCCCGACCCAUCGCCUUCGUGUCUUCCGUGUCUGCAGAAGGGGCACCGAAUUUGGCACCCUUUAGUUAUUUCUCAAUGGUAUCUCACAACCCCCCGCUGUUGAGCAUAUCGUUCAGCUUGUCUCCGCGACGGCCGAAAGAUACGAGAGAGAAUAUCCUCUCCACGAAGAAGUUCACCGUGAAUAUUAUUAGCGACGAUUUCAUCGAAGCCGCCAAUUCUACCUCUGUAGAAGCACCGGCGGAUGUGGACGAGUGGUUGAUUAGUGGCCUCACUAUGGCUUAUGGUGAAUCCGGAUGGCCGGCGAGAGUGCGAGAAAGCGCCAUUAGCCUUGAGUGCGAGCUAUAUUUCUCCAAAGAUAUACCGAAGAGCGAAGCAGACGCGACGAUUGGAACGACGUUGAUACUCGGGUUGAUUAAGAAGGUUCACAUCCGCAAAUCGGUCCUUUCUGACGACGGCGAAUCGGUCGACCCUCGGAAACUUCGUGCUGUAGCUCGCUUAGGGGGCUUGGAGUAUGCAACGAUUGGACAUAGAUUCGAGCUGCCACGGCCGUCUUGGAAGGAACUGAAGGAUUCAUUCCGGGUAAAGUGA